GAACAUUAUUUGAGGAGUGGUGUGUACAUGGAUGAUACCAGUGAACGUAUUCAUCAAGUCAAUACAAGCAGAGAGGACUAGUUAAAUGAAGGUUGUGGGUCAAAGACAAGUCGGCAGUCAUAACAAAAGUGAUUGGAAAUUAUUCAUGCUUUAGGGAAAAGAGUUUCAAAAAAGGGUUACAAAAACAUGAAAAAGGGGAAAAAAGAACAGGAAGAAGAAGAUGGUGGUGAUGAAAAAGAUGAUGAGAGCGACGAAACUUCUGACACUGAUGACGAAGAAGAAGAGGAAGAGAGCGAAAGGGAAACUAAACCGAAAAGGGUGACACAGAGAAGCCCGAAUGAUGCUGGCCGAGCAGCAGACCAUACAAGGGGCAGUAAUAAAAGUACACGAUCAAACAUUUCGAAGUCGGAGCAGACGAGAGAAAAACACAAGAAGACAAAGGAAAUAAAGACUGCUGAUAGAGACCGGAAUACACAAGGUGACAACACAAAAUCUGACAAAAAAGAUACUGAUGGCGAAGAAGAAGAGGAGGAGGAAAGCGAAAACGAAACACUUUGGGAACAGAGGAAAGCAGGUCUUAAAAGGAAAACAACAACAACCAUGACUUCUAAAAAAAGAAGAAGAAAAAAACAGGAAGAGGAAAGUGAUGAAGAUAAAGAAGAAAGUGAUAAAAGCGAUGGAACUGCCGGUACUGAUGAUGAAGCAGAAGAGGAGGAGGAGAGCGAAAAGGAAAUACAUAAAGAGAAAACUAAAACGAAAAAGGUGACACAGAGAAGCCCGAAUGAUGCUGGUCGAGAAGCAAACACUACAAGGGGCAGUACUACAAGUAAACGAUCACGCAAUUCGAAGUCGGAGAAGACGAGAGGAAAGAAUGAGAAGACAAAGGCAAUAAAGACAAGUUCCCAUCACAGGAGAUUUCUCAGUGUACCAAAAGAGAGAAAAUCUUACAAAAAAGAUGCUGAUGACGAAGAAGACGAGGCGGAGGACAGCGAAAACGAAAAACAAAACACCAAUCGGAAAAGGGCGACACAAGCACAGAGGAAAGGAGGCCCAAAAACGAAAAAACAACACAUACAAAGAAAAGAAGAAACAGAACAGGAAAAGGAAGAUGAUGGAGAUGAAGAAAGCAGUAAUGAAAUCGAUGGAACUACUGGUACUGAUGAUGAAGCAGAAGAGGAGGAGGAGAGCGAAAAGGAAAUACAUAAAGAGAAAACUAAAACGAAAAAGGUGACACAGAGAAGCCCGAAUGAUGCUGGUCGAGAAGCAAACACUACAAGGGGCAGUACUACAAGUAAACGAUCACGCAAUUCGAAGUCGGAGAAGACGAGAGGAAAGAAUGAGAAGACAAAGGCAAUAAAGACAAGUUCCCAUCACAGGAGAUUUCUCAGUGUACCAAAAGAGAGAAAAUCUUACAAAAAAGAUGCUGAUGACGAAGAAGACGAGGCGGAGGACAGCGAAAACGAAAAACAAAACACCAAUCGGAAAAGGGCGACACAAGCACAGAGGAAAGGAGGCCCAAAAACGAAAAAACAACACAUACAAAGAAAAGAAGAAACAGAACAGGAAAAGGAAGAUGAUGGAGAUGAAGAAAGCAGUAAUGAAAUCGAUGGAACUACUGGUACUGAUGAUGAAGCAGAAGAGGAGGAGGAGAGCGAAAAGGAAAUACAUAAAGAGAAAACUAAAACGAAAAAGGUGACACAGAGAAGCCCGAAUGAUGCUGGUCGAGAAGCAAACACUACAAGGGGCAGUACUACAAGUAAACGAUCACGCAAUUCGAAGUCGGAGAAGACGAGAGGAAAGAAUGAGAAGACAAAGGCAAUAAAGACAAGUUCCCAUCACAGGAGAUUUCUCAGUGUACCAAAAGAGAGAAAAUCUUACAAAAAAGAUGCUGAUGACGAAGAAGACGAGGCGGAGGACAGCGAAAACGAAAAACAAAACACCAAUCGGAAAAGGGCGACACAAGCACAGAGGAAAGGAGGCCCAAAAAUGAAAAAACAACACAUACAAAGAAAAGAAGAAACAGAACAGGAAAAGGAAGAUGAUGGAGAUGAAGAAAGCAGUAAUGAAAUCGAUGGAACUACUGGUACUGAUGAUGAAGCAGAAGAGGAGGAGGAGAGCGAAAAGGAAAUACAUAAAGAGAAAACUAAAACGAAAAAGGUGCAACAGAGAAGCCCGAAUGAUGCUGGUCGAGAAGCAAACACUACAAGGGGCAGUACUACAAGUAAACGAUCACGCAAUUCGAAGUCGGAGAAGACGAGAGAAAAGAAUGAGAAGACAAAGGCAAUAAAGACAAGUUCCCAUCACAGGAGAUUUCUCAGUGUACCAAAAGAGAGAAAAUCUUACAAAAAAGAUGCUGAUGACGAAGAAGACGAGGCGGAGGACAGCGAAAACGAAAAACAAAACACCAAUCGGAAAAGGGCGACACAAGCACAGAGGAAAGGAGGCCCAAAAAUGAAAAAACAACACAUACAAAGAAAAGAAGAAACAGAACAGGAAAAGGAAGAUGAUGGAGAUGAAGAAAGCAGUAAUGAAAUCGAUGGAACUACUGGUACUGAUGAUGAAGCAGAAGAGGAGGAGGAGAGCGAAAAGGAAAUACAUAAAGAGAAAACUAAAACGAAAAAGGUGCAACAGAGAAGCCCGAAUGAUGCUGGUCGAGAAGCAAACACUACAAGGGGCAGUAGUACAAGAAAAAGAUCACGCAAUUCGAAGUCGGAGAAGACGAGAGAAAAGAAUGAGAAGACAAAGGCAAGUUCAGUUCGAGCUAGGCGAUAA
Mya arenaria is the source of this 2772-nucleotide messenger RNA. Its product is annotated as ABC transporter F family member 4-like. Bases 187 to 2772 code for a protein of 861 amino acids. The transcript has 30 exons. The record is from RefSeq and is a predicted model, not a curated record. Lineage: Eukaryota; Metazoa; Mollusca; Bivalvia; Myida; Myidae.